Messenger RNA from Dacryopinax primogenitus, 1358 nucleotides. RefSeq names its product PCI-domain-containing protein. Gene Ontology annotation, cellular component: proteasome regulatory particle, lid subcomplex. The transcript has 9 exons. Lineage: Eukaryota; Fungi; Basidiomycota; Dacrymycetes; Dacrymycetales; Dacrymycetaceae. Bases 1 to 1251 code for a protein of 416 amino acids. Gene Ontology annotation, molecular function: structural molecule activity. The record is from RefSeq and is a predicted model, not a curated record. Gene Ontology annotation, biological process: ubiquitin-dependent protein catabolic process.
AUGGCACAAACACCUUUACAACAGGCUACCGAGCUCACCAAGAGUGACCGGAAGGCAGAGGGAAUAUUGAAGGAGAUUUUGGCUUUGAAAAAUGAGAAUGACGAGGCGACGAGGGACCAGGAGGCAGCUCUGAUGCAGCUUGCCCAGCUCUACCGGGACGAGGGCAAUGCCGAAGGUCUGGCGGACGUCGUGAGACUUUCCCGGCAGUUCAUGUCCUCAACUGCGAAAGCAAAGUCUGCCAAGCUCGUACGAACUCUAAUCGACUACUUUGGGCCCCUCCCCUCCUCGACCGCCAUUCAAACCUCUCUCCUCAACGAGCUCAUCGCAUGGGCACGGGGGGAAUCUCGCAUCUUCCUCGCCCAAUCUCUUGAGAUCCGCCUUGCUACCCUCUUCCUGGAAACGCGUCAGUACCGUGAUGGGCUUGCCAUUGUCGACCGGUUAUUGGGAGAGCUGCGACGUCUCGACGACAAGAUGAUCCUGACCGAGGUGCAUUUGCUCGAGUCCAAGCUGCAUCAUGCAACCCAAAACUUGCCAAAGGCGAAGGCCGCUCUGACGAGCUCGCGGACUGCUGCGAACAGCAUAUACUGUCCGCCCCAUCUCCAGGCGCAACUGGAUAUGCAGAGCGGCUUGCUUCUUGCCGAGGACAAGGACUACAAGACCGCCUACUCGUACUUCUUCGAAGCAUUCGAGGGAAUGGGUGGCGUGGAGGACGCGCCGGGAGCUCUGGCUGCACUCAAAUACAUGUUGCUGUGCAAAAUUAUGCUCAAUGCGCCUGAAGACGUGAAUACUAUCAUGAACGUAAAGCUUGCUUCCAAACAUGCGGGUCGACAGGUAGAUGCAAUGAAGGCCAUUGCGGCAGCACACCAGGCUCGCAAUCUGGCAGCAUUUGAGCAAGCGUUGAAGGAUUAUCAGAGCGAGCUCCAAUCCGAUCCAACAAUCCGAACGCACCUUUCUUCCCUUUACGAUACCCUACUGGAACAGAACCUGCUGAAGAUCAUUGAACCGUUCAGCAGGGUAGAGAUAUCACACGUGGCUGAACUUGUUGGGCAGCCCGUCAGUCAGGUCGAAUUGAAAUUGAGCCAAAUGAUCCUAGACAAAGUCUUCAACGGGAUUCUUGACCAAGGUGCUGGCUGCUUGGUCGUCUACGAUGAGCCAGAGGAGGAUGAGACGUAUUCCAGCACGCUAGAUACGCUGAAGCAUAUAGGGCAUGUCGUUGAGUCGUUGUACGGCAAGGCAACAAAACUCGCGUAGUGUACUACUGGUAGCUGGUAAUGCUUAUGCUGUUAUAGAGCACUAUUGUCCUCGCCCCAUGAGCGCAUUGGCACUUGAAGGAGGUCAGCAGCCAUCGUUGUGCAAAU